This is a messenger RNA of Conger conger (European conger), 7509 nucleotides long. RefSeq names its product exostosin glycosyltransferase 1b (gene ext1b). Gene Ontology annotation, molecular function: glycosyltransferase activity. Gene Ontology annotation, cellular component: membrane. The record is from RefSeq and is a predicted model, not a curated record. The coding region runs from base 859 to 3090 and encodes 743 amino acids. NCBI's taxonomy places the organism in Eukaryota, Metazoa, Chordata, Actinopteri, Anguilliformes, Congridae. The transcript has 11 exons.
CUGGGAUCAAGGAAUCUCGUCUUUAAACUGUGUCUUUUUAUUUGCGCUUUGUUCAUUGAGUUUCACAGGUUUUUCCAGCCGUUGCACCAGUGUUUAAUUUGAUUACUUCAGGGCCAGUAACCCUAUGGGAGGGAUAAAUAUUAUUCGCAUGUAUGAGGAUGUAUUGAUGAAAAAUAGAGAAAUGCAGGGAUUCGUAAGGCUAUAGCGGGAUCAAAUACAUUGCCAAUUCGUUCCCUUUUUUUUUUUUUGCUGGAAUUAUGGAGUGAAUCAUCUGACGGAAAAGCUACAAAAACCGGCUAAAUUUACUCUCGGACAUCUGGAUGUUACCUCAUCUACAGCUUUAAACCACAGUCUGCGUGUUAACGACUUUAGGUGGCUAAAUCUAAACCGUGGGUCUUCUCUCUGUGGCGUAGGCUACAAGGCAAAGCAACUCGAACCACUCCGGUACUCAUGAGUGGAAAUAGUUAGCAGUCAGUCUCAGUGAGCUCUAAUCACGCUAAUAGGACGGAGCACAUAUUUGUAUAUUGGAAUACAGUGUAGGGGACAGUUAGGAAUGCUAUAUCAGGUCUUUACCACUGUUUCGAGCAAGGAUAUAUAACCUACCAACCGCACCGCGUCGCAUUGUAUUGUAAAAUGGUCGAUAGAAGAGGGAGAGAGGGGAAAUAAAUAAUAAAGUCGCCCACAUGCUCUGGAUCAAUCCUUGGAUUGGGGAACGGUAUCAGAAGAAAGGGGAAGACGCGAGUUUAAAAUCCGUGCAGACUGGAAGAUGGCGGAGCGGUGCUGCUGGAGGUGGUGAGAGCGAAACUUCGGAGUGUUUUGGAUUUAUUUGUAAACAUCUCGACCCAGACAGUAGGACACAUGCAGGCCAAAAAACGUUAUUUAAUUUUGCUCUCUGCCGGCGCAUGUCUUGUUCUACUGUUCUAUUUUGGAGGGGUACAUGUGCCUACGUCCAGCAGGAACCCGAAUCGGCGUGACGAUCGUACCCGCAAUGGAUAUCACCCAGAACAGCCCUGGCCACACUUUUCGGACCCUUUACAAAAUUUCAUUCCCUGGGAUCAAGUGGAAACGGAGGAUUACAACAUUCACAUAUCGCCAAGGCAAAAGAGAGACGUCAAUUCAAGCGUUUACAAAGGCAAGAGGUGUCGCAUGGAGUCCUGCUUCGACUUCUCUCUGUGUAAAAAGAACGGUUUUAAAGUUUACGUUUACCCCCAACAGAAGGGGGAAAAGAUUUCUGAAAGUUACCAAAAUAUUUUAUCGGCCAUCGAGGGGUCUAGGUUCUACACCUCAGACCCUGGCCAGGCUUGCUUGUUUGUUCUGAGUCUGGAUACUUUGGACCGGGACCAACUCUCGCCGCAGUACGUGCACAAUUUAAAAACUAAAGUCCAGAACCUACAUCUCUGGAACAAUGGCUGGAACCACCUUAUUUUUAACCUAUACUCGGGCACAUGGCCGGACUACACGGAAGACUUGGGUUUCGAUAUUGGCCAGGCAAUGUUGGCUAAGGCGAGCAUCAGCACCGAAAACUUCAGACCCAACUUUGAUGUGUCCAUUCCGUUAUUCUCUAAGGACCACCCCAGGACAGGAGGGGAGCGUGGAUACUUAAAAUACAAUUCCAUUCCGCCUUUCAGGAAAUACAUGUUGGUGUUUAAGGGGAAACGAUACCUUACCGGGAUUGGUUCAGACACGAGGAAUGCCUUAUACCAUGUCCAUAAUGCGGAGGACGUGGUGCUCCUAACCACCUGUAAGCACGGCAAAGACUGGCAGAAACAUAAGGACGCACGCUGCGACCGGGACAACACCGAAUAUGACAAGUACGACUACAGAGAAAUGCUACACAACUCCACCUUCUGCCUGGUCCCCCGGGGCCGGCGGCUUGGCUCUUUCCGGUUCCUGGAGGCGCUGCAGGCUGCCUGUGUGCCUGUAAUGCUGAGUAACGGCUGGGAGCUGCCCUUCUCAGAGAUCAUCAGCUGGAACACCGCCGCUGUGAUCGGAGACGAGAGACUGCUGCUGCAGAUUCCAUCCACAGUCCGGUCAAUCCAUCAGGACAAGAUCCUGGCUCUCAGACAGCAGACACAGUUCCUGUGGGAAGCCUACUUUUCCUCAGUGGAGAAGAUUGUACUGACUACUCUAGAGAUCAUCCGGGACAGAGUGGUCCAGCACCCGAUCAGGAGCAGCCUGAUGUGGAACAGCCACCCUGGAGGGCUCUUCGCCUUGCCCCAGUACUCUCCUUACCUGGGAGAUUUCCCCUUCUACUACGCUGGGCUAGGCGUUAAGCCCUACCCCAAGUUCACCGCGGUCAUCCAUGCUGUGACUCCCCUAGUCUCCCAGUCUCAGCCCAUUCUCAAGCUCCUGGUUGCUGUCGCCAAGUCACAGUACUGUUCCCAGAUCGUCGUCCUGUGGAAUUGUGACAAACCUCUGCCUGCCAAGCACCGCUGGCCCGCCACGUCUGUGCCCGUCAUCGUCAUUGAGGGGGAGAGCAAGGUGAUGAGCAGUCGAUUCCAGCCGUACGAAACGAUUGUAACUGACGCUGUGUUGAGCUUGGAUGAGGACACCGUGCUUUCCACCACAGAGGUGGAUUUUGCCUUCACGGUUUGGCAGAGCUUUCCGGAGAGGAUUGUGGGAUAUCCGGCACGCAGCCACUUCUGGGAUGCCAACAAGGAGAGAUGGGGCUACACUUCCAAGUGGACCAAUGACUACUCCAUGGUGCUGACCGGUGCUGCUAUUUACCACAGAUAUUAUCACUACUUGUAUACCAACUUCUUGCCUGUCAGCCUGAAGAGUAUGGUGGACCAGUUGGCAAACUGUGAGGAUAUCCUCAUGAAUUUCCUGGUGUCUGCUGUCACAAAACUGCCACCGAUCAAAGUCACACAGAAGAAGCAGUACAAGGAGACGAUGAUGGGACAGUCAUCUCGGGCCUCCCGCUGGGCUGACCCGGACCACUUCGCCCAGCGACAGACCUGCAUGAACAAAUUCGCCAGCUGGUUUGGCGCCAUGCCCCUGGUCCACUCCCAAAUGAGACUGGACCCGGUCCUGUUCAAAGACCAGGUCUCCAUCCUGCGGAAGAAGUACAGGGACAUCGAGAGACUCUAACGAGAGGGAGCCCCCGCCUCUGGGGGCCAGCAGAGACAGGAGGAGAAGGGGGGAGGACCUGAGAGGAGCAGGCCGCUACACGGACAGUAGGCUCACCCUUCAGUCAACCCCGCAAACCCCUCGCAGCGCAUUGCCAAUGACCGCAACCGCAACCACAACGAAACUAGAGACACGUCAGGGGAACCGCACAUACAAGCGCUCAAACUACUGACUUAAGAGACUUUUGGGGAAAAAACUUUUUAAAAAUAUGAAUGCCGCUAAUAAGUGCAAACCUAGGAUGGGGGGAAACGUAGGAAGUGUCUGUAUCGGGAUGUCCGCAGUAAUUCCCCCGUUGUACCGCGCCAGCCCCCCUUCCUCAGCCUCUGUGGUUUUAUGGUUAUUUUUAAUUACUACGCAGGAUUUUUUCAAGACCUAUAAUUUUAUUUCGGUUUCUUUUCUUCAUCUGAUAAGCACAUUAAACCUCCGGGUCGUCAUCCUUCUUAAAUGCAAACCACGCAUGUGUUCACAGUGCCUAAAAACAGCACAGUAUUAAGUAGGUCAAAUUCCCUGACUGGAGAAAUUGCAUUAAUUUCAUGGUUCUGUAUGCGUAUUCAGUGUGGAUGGCUUGUGUGCAAAAAUCCCCUUUCCAUCUCCAUUGGGGAUACACUUGUUGAAAUGGUCCUGCGCACCCAAGAUAUCAUUUCAAGGCAUUUGAAUGUCAUGUUGCCAUUUAUCUUCAGUUGCAUUUUGAAAAGGCAGGGGUUUCAUUUUGCAUAACCGCAUUGGUGAAAACUAUUCAAAACCAUGUCCUUCAUCUCACAGGAUGGAAAAGGUACUUAUUUUUCAGUUCAGUAUAUAUGAAGCAGUAUUCCUGCCAGGUUCCUGUGUGUUGCAUUUGGGAAAAGAGUAGCUGAUAUUUAUGGAAAUUGAAUGUGCAAUCCAAUGACGUUCCUGGAGCUCCUUUUUAUGCCUUUCAAACUGCUUUCAUAUUCCCUGGCUGUAAUAUCAAAGCAGACGGCAUUAAACGCGAAAGGAGAUCUUUGCUUGUUUUACUUCAGUUUUUUUCAUUUUUUUUAUUGAAUUAUAAUUGGUUAAUAAAGAUAAUACACUGCAUUCCUAAAAUUUUAAGAUGAUUUCAAAUGUCAGUCCCCUUUGAAGUACAAUCAAGUACAUUUUAUGAUGACAUUUUCCUAUAAUUUUAACCGAUUUUGUUUGGGAGUGGAAACGGGAUUGUGACAAUGUUAUGAUGCAUGCGAUGUUUGUUUCGCAUAACAAUCUCCCGGUUUCCAUUCUCUCACUUUAACAGUUUUUAUUGCUGAGUGUAUGUUUCCAUUCAGCCUGUUUCUAAAGCGUUAUCCUUUUAUGCAACGUGAAAGGAAUACAAAUGUGCCCAGUGACAAGUGUGAAAUAAUCAGGGGCAUGUAAAGGUCAGAAUGACUGGCACAUAGAGCGAUUUAAAGAUAUUAUUAAGUGUGUGGACAAAGGGAUUAGCCAGAUAAUACAAAUAGAAUGAACCCAGGGCCCUGUGUUAUGGUGGAGAGAGGAAAAUAUCUCCUACUGUGGCCCACCUGUCCCCAUUGUGACUUCCUGUAGCCCUUGCAUAGGCACUUUUGUGACCCUCUCAUUUCUCACAGUUCUUUACAUUUCUUUUUCUCGUUGAUUAAUUUCAAGGGAAUGGUGCUUGGAAUAAAAGUAGACGGUCCCUUAUCACAAUCUGUAAUAAACUUUUAAAGAGCGGUGGGCUAUGUUAGCCUUCGCUUGAACAGGUACUUGAAUGUCUGAUGACUUGAAGGAGCGCGUGCAAGUGGCCUUUUUUGCGAAGGCGACCAAACUUAAAGCGCCAACCUGCUGUGAGUCAAAUCUGAAUUGGCUGACGCUUUGUUUUGGGAGCAUCAUACUUCAAAUGAGGUCUUUUUAUUACUUUGUACCAUGUGAACUUAAGUAAAUGAAAUGUGUAUAUCUCAUUUAACCAGCAAUCAAACAAAUGAAGCUUGUAAAAUGUGUUCUGUACAAUAUCCAGUUCAUGUGGAGGGCUUAUAAAAACCUUGACCCUGUUCGCACCAGCAAUCAUAUCAUUACAGUAUAUGUUACCAAUUAAUGAAAACUGCAGGAAAGUCAUUGACCGGACUUUUAUUUUGAUGACUGGCUUUAUUCAUUGGACAUAUCAGUCUACCAAAAAAUAUGUAUCUUGCAAUUCAGAAAGUGCAAUUCAUCUGUUAUACUGGGGAGAAGGUUCAUUUCACAGUUAUCCACCAAAAACAAAAAUGUUACCCAUCAACAUUUUUCAGACUCAUUCAGGGACUACUCGGCACAUAAACGUGUGAGUCACUAAGAUGAAAACACCAGGUGUAAUUCCGUAAUCCAGCCAGGUACGCAUCAUAACAUUAUUCAUACAGUAGGCUUUAUUUCAAUUGGAAAUGUGACCUUUGCUGGUAUCCUUCCGGAAUUAUCAGUUGGCAUCCUUGCAGUGAGUCCAACUAUCCACACCACCACUGAUGUGGAAUAUUUUCAACUGAUUGAUUCAAUAGACAGUUUUUCUUUAGCUUUUCAAAUAUUUACUCGUAUAUAAAUAAGUGAUUAUGUCAUUUGAAAUAAAGAACUAUUUUAAUUUAUUUUUGGUAUGCCACAUUUUUAUGACCCAGUAUCAUAGUUGUACAUACGGUCUAUGAUACUAUAAGUAGGAAAACGUAUUAUUGAUCCUAAUACAGAAAGAAUGAAAUUACUGUACAGUAAUAACCUCAUUAUAUAAUAUCAGGCUAAACUGUCUAAUGGCUGACAUAUUAAAUUCAUAUCAUGCCUUUAUCAUCUCAUGUCAAUCUCGAUUCCGCACAAGAACACAUUGCAAAAGCAAUUUCGAGACCUUGCAGAAAGCCUUGUCAUUACUGUACAUAGAUAUGGAUAUUUAUUUUCAUGUAGGAACAAAAGCUGAAAUUGUACUGAACAAUCUGGGGAUUACUUAGCCAGGGAAAAAAUUGAAAGCAAAAAAAGAGCAUAUCUCUCACCCCUACAGAUUAACAAUGAAGCCAACAAUUUGAUUUCUGCUUCAUUUAAAAAAUAUUUCAUUUCAAAUGCUUAGCCCCAGGGAAGUUUACCCUUCAGGUAGUACCAUCAAAUCUGUUAAAUCCUGCCAGACCAAUAUAAGACAAUAUAAGAGUCCCAUAAUGUAUCAUGCAUUUGUUUAGUUUUAUCCAUUUUCAUGAAACGGUUUUCAUCACCAUCCUCCUGGCAUUUUUGCAAACCAUAAACAUGAUCAAGUGGUAUUUCCCUGAAAACAUUUUUUUAAAUAUAUUUUGUAUUCAUUCCAGUGACUUGUUUCCAAAUUGAAUGAAGUGUCAUUCUUCAUGUUUAACCUCUUAAAAUGUGCCCAGAUUGGUUUGGCGUCAUGGUCGGACAUAUCAAGAUUUCACAAACCAUGCUCAUCAGGGAUGUUUCCUUGCUGUGUUGUAUGGCCCUCCCCCUCAUAAAAGUGAAUUUAAAUUCCAAGUGCUUGUUAAAUGCCAAUUGUGUAAAAUACUAUGAAUGAUUUCAGAGAACAGCCCGAGGUGGCCUUGAGGAAUGGUGCACUACUUCCCAAAUAUAUACAUAUAUUGUUUUCCUUAAUGUGUUUUUUUUUGUUUUCUUUCAUGUUCCUAAAUCAAUUUCAAUGUUGAGCUUCAUUCACUGACCUGUAUGAACAGGUGGUUCAUUUGCCAAUUCACUGCAAUGUAGGAUAGUGGUCUUUUGUCUGGAAAUAGUACACACCUCAGCAGUGGGAGAGCAGCUGACACACUGUAAACACAUGAAAACAACCUGUAUGAUACCAAAUAAUGUAUGCAUGCUGUGUGUAGCAGUACAGAACUGUAUUCCUUCUAAUAUCUAAUCAGAAUUAUUGUAUUUGGGUACUAGUUAUUCUGUCAUAUGUCCAGAUGCAAACAUUAGGAAACAAGUGUGCAAGCGUGUGUGGGUGUAUAAGCACACUGAAUUAUGUGUCCUAUGGUCAUCUGAUAUCUGUAUAUGUGUAUAUUUUGGGAGGUGGCCUGUACAGGUGGGGAAUGUGCCUUUACAGAAAGACACCUCUGCUUCAGCCAUUAAGUCAUCACCCUGAAGAUGACUCGAGACAUCGCGGCUGUUUUGUUUACUUUGUCAAACACUGGAGUUUUACUGCUUUCAUAACUCUGUUGGAAUGUGCUGCAGAGGGCCCGAUCCCGAUGAGACACUCACCCAGACCUGCAUGCAUCUCGAAACUUCACCUUUGACUAUUUAUAACAACGCAUCACACAAACCGCGUUUUUACUUUUUCUUUCGUUUUUGCUCCUCCCUGGCCCCGCCCCCUUUGUCCCUCCUCAUCCCAUUUGUAAUUAACAAAUGACUUUUAUAGAGUUAAUAAAGAACAAUAGACAAAUGACAAUUUUGUAAGGAUGAUUUUAUAAAAAAAAUAAAAAGAAAUCAUAUUUGAUGAUA